Molecule: messenger RNA, 670 nt
Organism: Amorphotheca resinae ATCC 22711
Lineage: Eukaryota; Fungi; Ascomycota; Leotiomycetes; Helotiales; Amorphothecaceae
Exons: 2
Coding region: 116-622 (168 amino acids)
Source: RefSeq, a predicted model, not a curated record
UCAACCGCCCGUGUGUUAUGAGGGAAUUAAGAACUCAAAGACGGCUUAGAGCCAAGGCCCUUGAAAGCAAGGGUCCAUCGUGAAUUGCCCAUGUGGUGCAUCUACAUCUACAUCCAUGCUACAUACUCCCCUCCGACCGAAGCUGCUCUACCAACCUCCACGAGGAGUGGCCGACGGGGGGAGGUCGAACUGUCUUGUCUGCUUGACAGGUGGCUGUCACGGUGCCACCCCCAAUUAUCUCUGCCGACAGCACCUGCAUGCGGCCAAUCUACCUGGGCUUUCUUUCAACUCCAGUUGGCGGAGGCAGCCUUUACACACACCGUAUAACAAGCUUAACGGGGGAGCUGGCUGCACCAAACAAAAUACAGGUCAGUUUCACAUGGAAUGCGGAGUGCGAUGCACGGCCACAGUUGAAAUUGCAAAUAGUUUGUCUACCGAUCUCAAAACUCAUUCCCCCCCUCUUUUUGUUCGCCCUGCCUCCGUUGUGGCCCGCUUGUCAGCUGGUCCUCUGAGCGCUCGUUGGCCUUACGAUUGGUUCAUUGGCUCUCGAAGCCCUAAAGGCGAAACUCUAAGUCCACGGCCUCUUCCCGCCACGGGGAUCAUGAUCAUCUGCUUUCGUUAAGCCCCGUUAAGGCUUAUAGUAGUCUACCUAAGGUACACCGUGCAUACU